AUGUGGGGGCUAACAGGCAUUCGAACAGAACAAGAUUUCUAUGUUCGUCUAGUUGAUAGCCAGACAAAACAAGCAAUUGCUUAUGAAGGACAAGAUAAAAAUCCUGAAAUGUGCCGAGUUUUAUUAACGCAUGAAGUUAUGUGUUCACGCUGUUGUGAAAAGAAAAGUUGUGGAAAUCGAAAUGAAACUCCUAGUGAUCCGGUUAUGUUGUCAAUGACACCUCGUGUUGAUACUGAUGUGUUAGCAGUAUCAGACAAUAUGUUUGUUCAUAACAAUUCUAAACAUGGACGCCGAGUUAAAAGAGGUGGGAGUGAGUCAGGCACUGUUGAAGUCCCUUCAUCUUCUUCUAUCAAUUCAACAAACAAUGUUGUACCAGUAAUUAAACAUAUUUUUCCAUCUGAAGUUUGUUGUCAAAGUGGUGGUUCAGCUAUUUUAAUUGGUGAGAAUUUUCAUGAAGGAAUGCAAGUAUUUUUUGGAAAUUCAUUGACUUGGUCUGAGGUUUCUAGUCUUCUUUUUAAAAAAAUAAAAAAUUUUUCAAUUAAAUUACAGUUAAUCACUCCACAAGCAAUUAAAGUUAAUAUUCCUGUAAGACCAAGUGCGGGCUCAGUUGAUGUUUUUCUUUGUUCUCCAAAAGGUCAACCAAAAAUGCGUUCAAAUUCUAUCCGUUUUUCUUUUAGUUGUAAGCUCUUAGGAAAAAUGUUUUUUCUUGUGUAUUUCUUUUAA
Meloidogyne enterolobii is the source of this 723-nucleotide messenger RNA. The record is from the annotation of a GenBank genome assembly. Lineage: Eukaryota; Metazoa; Nematoda; Chromadorea; Rhabditida; Meloidogynidae.